Peniophora sp. CBMAI 1063 is the source of this 2634-nucleotide messenger RNA. The record is from the annotation of a GenBank genome assembly. NCBI's taxonomy places the organism in Eukaryota, Fungi, Basidiomycota, Agaricomycetes, Russulales, Peniophoraceae.
AUGUCGCACAAGCAUUCAGGCAAGCUUGCGAUUGAGUACUCUCUUCCACCAAAUGUGGAGUUCCUGCACUUCCCGCGCUCGGACGGCGAUUCAUCGCAAUGGCCGCUCAACCAGGAGGAGGAAGAGGACGAGGAUGGAAAUGUGAACUUUUAUAUGCCGCUGGCGGAUGAUAAGGGUACAUCGCUCAAGUGGCUGCAUGGGGUCGGUCAGAAAGUUGCAGAGGAGAUGGGGCUGCCGAGCAACAAGAAGUACGCGUUUGCUAGCUGGCCCGACGGCUACAGAUUCUUCGACCACCACAAAGGCGCGAAAGCCUCGCCUAGACAUGACGCCUACGUUAUCGGUUGUACGACCGUCAGCCGCUUUCGGUCAGUACCCGAGAUUGUCCCUCAUGCCCUAUGGCUUAUGACGGAUGCAUCAAUGGACCGAGCCAACUGUCACUGCAAAUACUGUUCCAAACGCAAACAAUCCGCCGUCUCGCAGCAGUACGGGUUUCCCUCCUCCCAAGGCCGGCUCGGCUCAGUCGUACCCUCAUCCUCGCCCUCGAAGCGCCAACGCCGAAAUCAACAGCCAUAUGCGGUCGUGCAGCGCACCAAGGCGCUUAAGGCGCAGUCGGACCAGGCUCAGGCGGCUAAGCGCCGGAAACGGGAGAAGGCGCAGGAGAACCAGCGAACAGCGGCGCUCGAUCCGCCACGCGAGACGGUGCCGAACGAGCGCACGUCCGAUCUGCGCGCCGCGGCAAUGCGUCUCGGUCCCGAGCGUAGUACCCGGCGGUACCACCGGCAGGGCGAGCUCGUGUGGUGCUCGCUCGGCACCCCCAUUCGCGCCGGACCGCCCGGCGACGACGUAGCCAGAAUCGAGCUGUGGCCCGCCAUCAUCCAGGAAUGGAGAACCGCGACGACGCAGAUUCCUCGCGUGGACUACGAGCCGCCGCCACCCGGCCCGAUAGACGCUGAAGAACAAGCUCGAUUAGACGCUGGUCGGCCGCGCGUGCCGGCGGGUCACUUCUAUGCUGGCGAAAACGCGUCUGGGGUGGAGUUCGUGCUUGUACAUCGGACGGAGUACAAAGCGCAAUUGCUUGCGAUCAACGCCAAUAUCUUGGUACUCGACGAUUGUGUACUGCCAUACUCCGCUUGGGCACCGUCUCAGAAUCUGCUCGCCGUACUCCGCGACAUACCCAAACACACGUUCCAGUACUCCCGCCAAUUCUGCCCUCCGGAGACUAUUCCACCCACUGCGACGGAGCAACAGAUUCAGGAGCUCUUCACGCGCGCCGCAGCGCCGUACUCUGUGGCACUAGAAGCAGCUGCCGAGUUGGCCGCAACCUGGGCCGUAACGGACGAGUGGUCGGCCGACGUCUUGAACGCAGAUGGCGAAGAAGAGCAGGAGACGCAGUACCAGGGUCUAUGGUGGGGACCUGAGCGUAUAUGGGUCGGCGAUCUCGUACAGCUCAAGAUGCCACGAAAGCAACUUCACUCUCCAUUACUGCGCGAGCCGUUCCAGCCCGACGAUCACCCUGGUGAGGACGCUGGCGAUCGCGGCGUUUUCAUGCACCUUCACUCGCUCAAACACGUCGAGACAAUCUUACCGGACAACGUCGUUCGUAACGGGAUCAUCGCUUCGGGCGAGCUGUACGAGGUCGCGGAAGACCCUCUGUACCUGGCUAUGCAGAUUCCGCAGGAGAAGGACGAAGUGCGGACGGACGAGGUGCGGGCGAAGAUCCUAGACGCCGUGCAUAAAGCACAAGAGAGGGAAGUAGAAGAGGCCGCGAGAGGUGUUGAGGGUUUGCAUGUCAAUGGAGCUAGCAGCGGACCUGGCACGCCGAGUGUGAAGGGCAAGGAGAGGGAAGAUGCUACCAUGAGACCCGCAAGCGACGUCGCACCCGCUCCCGCCCCAGCACCCACCGCGAACAUUACCCUCCCAAAUCCCGACCCAACGGUUCCUAUCGACCAAACUGUCGCCGCAAUGCGCGAAACCCUCGGCGACAUCCCACCCUCCUCCACCAGCACCCCCGUAAACGGCACCGCCGCGUCCCCACUCCCGCGAACCGACAUCGGCGGCCUCUCCGGUCCAACGCACGUCGAAGAGCUCCUCCCGCCCGCGCCACCAACGUUCGCGUUCCGACCUCUAAUCAAAGAAGCCAACCACGAAGCGUCCGUAUCACUCGAUCUCCUCGGCGGACGUUAUUACCCCGGCAUCAUCCAACAUUCCCUCUUAGCGCCCGUCCGACAGCUCAUAUUCGAGAGCGCGAUGUAUAGACCGGACGAAGCGCCUACUAUGGAGUGCGAGGCCGUGUUGGCGCUCGAGGGCAUCGCGCCGGGUGUGGGGUGCGCGAUGAGUCCCACGAGGAUGAUCAUCGGGAGGAAGGCGGCGAUCGUGGAGGCUGAGGCUAAGGCGGUCAAGUUGUUGCAGACUGAUUGGGCACGGAAGGGCGAUGAAAAUGGGGAUGCAAACGGGGAUGGGGACGGGAUGGAGGGCGUGCAGGGCGUCAAUGGGAGUGUGGGCCCGGAGGAGAUGAAGAGAGAGGGGACGUGGACGGAUAAUACGACGCCUGAGGCGAGGGAUCAGGCUGCCAGGGAGGGGCUCGAGGCGUUUUUCGGCGACGGAAACGCCAUGGAUGUCGAUGGUUACAUGUAG